Periophthalmus magnuspinnatus is the source of this 843-nucleotide messenger RNA. Its product is annotated as ladderlectin-like. NCBI's taxonomy places the organism in Eukaryota, Metazoa, Chordata, Actinopteri, Gobiiformes, Gobiidae. The coding region runs from base 123 to 713 and encodes 196 amino acids. The transcript is spliced from 9 exons. The record is from RefSeq and is a predicted model, not a curated record.
UCCACAACAUCAGUGCACUACUACUACUACUACUACUACUACUACUACUACUACUACUACUACUACUACUACUACUACUACUACUACAGUUCAUCUUGAGGAGCAUAAUCUCAUAUUUGAAGAUGAAAACUGUUGUGAUUUUUCUUCUUUUUGCGGCUGUUUCAUUUAAAGCCACAGCGGCCCCAGCAGAGGAGCCAGUUAAGACGGUGGAAGUGAAAGAUGAGCCUAAACCAGCAGAAGUGGCCCAGGUGCAGAUGGUGGAAGUGAAAGAGGAGCCUAAACCAGAAGCUGUAGAGGACCUGCCUCCACUGGCCCCUGAAGUCAUGUCUCAGUAUUGUCUUCCUGGUUGGGGAUUUUUCCGUGGAAGCUGCUAUUUGUUCAACAGGAACUCAAACACUUGGAGAUCCGCUGCGAAUUACUGUGCAAACUUCGGGGCAACUCUGGCAGCAGUGCACAACCCUCUGGAGUAUAACCACUUCCAGUACAUGGUGGGCAGUGCGGGCUGCUCCAGCGCCUGGAUCGGAGGGUACCACUUUGAGAGCUCUUGGCGGUGGCAGGACGGCUCUUACUUUGACUAUUACAACUUCAUGGCCGGAGGCUCCGGUACAACCUACAAGUGUCUGAGGAUGAACACUCAGGCUGGCCAAGGCUGGUACAGUUCAAACUGCAACACCGCCUUACCCUCCAUCUGUCAGAUAAAAGUCCAGUGCUAAUUCCUCCUUAUGUUUCUGCAUUAUUAUAAAAAUGUUAUUCUAAAAUAUAACCUUUGAAUGUUUUAUAUGAACAUUGACAAUUGCUGUUUUUGGAUGUUACUGUUUUCAAAAUAAAAGAUUUUUACCUAUU